UGGGUCUGCGUAAGCAAAGCCUGCCCAUGUCACAUGCUUCCGCAGACUGUUUAAAAGUGCCCCGUUUCCCACCAUGAUUUAUUUCAACAGACUGACCUGACGGAGUCCAGCUAAGCUGUGAACCCUCCUCUCCAUGAUGAUGAUGCAGGUAACACUAUUCUUAGCUCUGCUGGUUCUUGUGGCCUCCGUUCACUCCGACUCCCAGUUCUAUCUGCCCAUCGACUGUGAUGACAUCCAUCGCCACGACAACACCAGCUCCAGUGGGGUGUACAUCAUCUACCCAGGAGGUCCCACCACGCCCCUGCAUGUCUACUGUGACAUGGACACUGACGGAGGCAGAUGGACUGUAUUUCAAAGGAGGAGCGAUGGGACCGAAAACUUCUACAGGCCCUGGAGCCACUAUAAAACUGGAUUUGGGAAUGUGGCUGGAGAAUAUUGGCUUGGCCUGGAAAACAUCUUCCUGCUGACUAUGAGGAAGGAGAAUGAGCUGCGGGUUGACAUGGAGGACUGGGAGGGAGGGAAAGCGUCCGCCCAGUACUCCUCCUUCUCAAUCGCUUCUGAGAACACCGGAUAUCAGCUUCACCUGGGCAGCUUCAUUGCUGGAGCCGCAGGGGACAGUUUGUCAAAUCACAAAAACAUGAAGUUCACCACAUUUGACAAAGACCAGGACCAGUGGGAUAAAAACUGUGCUCAGUAUUAUCUAGGUGGAUUCUGGUACAACGCCUGCCACAUGGCUAACCCCACCGGCAUGUAUGCACCCCAUGGUGCCAUCGGAUUUGAAAAUGUCCACGUCAUUUGGCAUGCGUGGAAGGGCUGGAACUACUCCCUCAAGACUAUUGCCAUGAAGAUCAGAUCAGUCGCUACGUGUGCAUGCACACAUUAACCUGAUUAGCUGCAGAUUAACUAGAUUAUGGUAAUACUUCAGGUGAGGAGAGUUGAGAAAUGGGUGAGCAUCAUCUCUGGCACCUGUGUUUUCCUACUGAAUUCCAUACCAACAAUACCAACAAUAGGGUUCAGGAAAUUAGUUUCAUUUUGUUUUCUGUUGUCCUCAACUGGGAUCCAUGCAAUAUAUUGUUUAGUAAGACAAGAGUCUACAGAAAUGCUAGCUGCUCUGUGAGGCUGUACUUACAGCAGUGCUUUGAGUUAAGUGCAAUGUGUAAUGUCAGCAUGCUCUCAUUGACAAUGCUAACAUGAUAAUGAUAUUAAGCAAGUAUAAUGUUUACCAUGUUCACCAUCUUAGCUUAGUGUGUUAGCAUGUUAACUGCUAAUUAGUACUAAACCCAUGAUGCAGCUGAAACUGCUGUGAAUGUCAUUACUUUUUAAGGUUUAAAGUAUUGAACAAAUUAAGAUUUUGACCUGAUGAUGGCGCUAGAUGAACAGAUAAGGGAUAACUAAAAUCAUCAGGAUUCAACAUUUGGUAGCCAUGAAUGUCUGUACACAUUUGGUGCCACUCCAUCAUGUAGAUUUUGAGAUAUUUCACAAGUGAAUACUUGACCUGCUGGUGGUGCAAGGAGAUUAAGAAAAAAAGUCCUAUAUCAGGGUAAACUUUAGGCUUGUAGCAUUUCUUUUCUUUCUUCUGCUAUCGGUGCACAAUUCAUUUAAAAUGUUGCAUAUAAAAACAUACCUGAAAUGAUGCAGUAUGUAUAAUGCUAUAAGUGGUGAUUUUUCUUUUGGUUUUUUAUAUGUGUUACCAAAAGAUGUCUUGUUAUAUAUGUGAUGUUUGAUAACUUAACUAAUAAUAGGUGUACUGGUAGUAUUAAUAAAGUCACUGUAUUCUCAGAAAAGACAACUAAUGUACAACUUUAAAGUUUUGUGACAUACUUCGGUUCAUCAUUGGUUCAUGAUACUGUAGCAUGUUGCUAUAGCCUACUGUAUAAAAAGCCAUUGGCAGAAUCAUAGCGUAUUAUGGAGCCCUGAAACAGACAAAAUGUGGUAAAAUGUUAUCAGACAAGUCAAAAAUAUAACAAUAAAUCAAUUGUUUGUGGGCUUUUUUUACUUUAAAGGAAAGGUAUGUGCAGCAUUAUGUUUCUUUUUACAUAUAUUUUUGACUUGUCUGAUAAUUUUUUACUAUGUUUUGUCCUUUGGGACUCCAUAACAGAAAAUUGUAUUAUCAGUUGUAUAUUAUACUGAUGUUUCUUUUCAAUAUUUUAUAUUUUCAUACAAAAUAAUGCAUUAAUAUUUCACUUGGUGUUUUACAAAAAGAGACAGGACAUAUGCUGUUUCUGGUUACCUGGAUUAGGAAAUAAAUAUAUAUAAAGAAAA
Messenger RNA from Siniperca chuatsi (mandarin fish), 2262 nucleotides. Its product is annotated as microfibril-associated glycoprotein 4-like. The transcript has 5 exons. The record is from RefSeq and is a predicted model, not a curated record. The coding region runs from base 134 to 883 and encodes 249 amino acids. Gene Ontology annotation, biological process: elastic fiber assembly. Lineage: Eukaryota; Metazoa; Chordata; Actinopteri; Centrarchiformes; Sinipercidae.